AUGGCAGACGAGAGUCCAGUCCAGAACCUCUGCGAGGAAACAACAUGUUCCAUCUGCCUGGAGUAUUUCACAGAUCCAGUGACCAUAGAAUGCGGCCACAAUUUCUGCCAAACCUGCAUCACCCAAGCUUGGGGGAACUCGGACCAAGAUGCUUCUUGCCCUCAGUGCAGGGAACCUCGUCAGCAAAGGAAUGUCAGGCCCAACCGGCAACUGGCGAGCAUUGUGGAAAUAGCCAAGAAAUUCAGGCUUCAGAUGGCAAAAGGGGCAGAAGCGCUGGGAAAGGUUUGUGAGAGACACCAGGAGCCCCUGAAACUCUUCUGCAAAGACGACCAGGACCCCAUCUGUGUGGUGUGCGACAAAUCCAAGGAGCACAGGGACCACAAGGUGAUCCCAAAGGAGGAGGCCUUUGAGGAGUAUCAGGUAGGGAGAUGUAGGAUUGGGGACCAGGCUUCCACGGGAUGCUCAGUUAUCCAAGGGAUGGGGGAAAUAUUUCAGCCUGAGGGCUGCAUUUUUCUCUAGGCAAAAUUUGGGUGGGGUGUGUGGGUGGGUGAUGUGGGUGGGUGGGUGUUUUUGUCCCAAACGCUGCUGGUUAUUGGGUCCCGGGGCAAAAGGGGACAGAGCAACACUUGCAAAUUUCACCUUUUUGCAGUAGGCUAGUUCCUACAAAUGCUCUCAUUGCCGUCUCCUUUCGCCAUCUAAGUAAGUGGAAAGCAUUAGUGGAGUUCAGGGACACAUUCUAGCCUGGCAAAAAAGACUCGAGGAGGAUGUGAACUGGAGCUGGGGAAUGUUGCAGCCUGGGGAGAGGCCGGAAGCGAAUUAGGAGCUGCAGGACUCACUAUCUUCUACUGAGCAUUCAGUAGCAGGAACAUUCGCAAGAAGUUCCAAGGGAACUUGAAAACUUGAAGGCUGGUCUGAGGGCCAUAGCUCAGCAGAGGGUACCAGCUUCAUUCCUUAGCGUUUUUCUGUAGGGCUGGAGACAGCCUUUGUCCCAAAUCCUGGAAAGCAGUCUGUAUAGAAAACAAACCAGAGGUCUGAUUCUGUAUAAGCCAGCCUAGUGGAAGCAUUUGAUGUCCCCAGGUCCCAGCAGUCUCUCUUUUUCUUUAGUCCCAGAAUUUAUGUUGGGAAACAGAUGUUAUGCCCACCAGUUUCUGCUCAGGAGGCCAGCCCCCCCCGGUGGUCUAGGAGGGCAGUCUGCCCAGUGGAAAGGUUUUCAGGUGCUGCGGAUGCAGAGAUUAGCACUCGCAAUCCAGUCCUCAGUGGGAAAAGGUUGCACCAUCGUUGCCUGGAGAGAAACACCACUGUCAUCUUCUCAUGCCACAAAGUGGGCUUCUGGGCUCUUAGGGAAGGGAGCUGGGAUGUGGUGGCUUGCAGGAUCAAGGUGUGCAGGGAUCUGCAGGCGGGGCCUCACGUGACUCAGUCCUGCUUGCAAAGGAUUCAAACAAGGAGGUUUGUUUUGCACACGCUCCCGCUCAAAUAUUCUAACUUCCAUGUCCCUCAGUAUUUCAGCCACAGAGAAAAGUAACAAAGCCUAAAAUUGUAAAAAAAAAAUUGUAAAAGCUCUUCACUUCAGUCAUUGUUUGGAUGGGGAGAUUUAUUUUAUCCAUAUCCGUAGUCACACAAUCAAUCAGUCAAUCAAUCAAUCAGUAGCUGAACUGGGUUCCACACAGUCACAAAAACAAAUCAACUGAAAAAGCCUCAAAAACAAAAAUUCAAAAUAGAUAGCAAAAACAAAGGUGCCAAACUUAAUCCGUUCCGGAAGUCCAUUUUACUUCCGAAAUCUUCGAAAACCAAGGCGCAGCUUCUGAUUGGUGCAGGCGUCCCAGAAGCAAUAGCUGGCAGCCGCAUCGGACGUUUGGCUUCUGAAAAAUAUUCGAAAACAGGAACACUUACUUCCAAAGUCUUCUGGCAGUAUUCAGCACUAAAGACAUGUGCAAGCUCCAUAGCGUAUAAUCAAGGGUCAACAAACUGAAGUUGAAUCCAGAUCAGACUGAGGCACUGUUAGUGGGUGGUUCCCUAGACCAGAUGGGUGGGAGAUCAUCUGCUCUUGAUGAGAUUACACUUCCUCUGAAGGAGCAGGUUCGUAGCUUGGGGGUCCUCCUGGCCUGGAUCCUUUGCUGUCGCUCGAGGCUCAGGUGGCCUCAGUGGCACAGAGUGCCUCCCUUCAACUUUGGCUGGUGCCCAGCUAUGCCCCUAUCUGGACAGGGAUAGCCUAGCUACUGUUGUCUAUGCUCUGGCACACUCAUAUCUUCCUUCCUUUCAGAAAUUUGAAAGCCAUUGUGAUGUAGUGGUUAGAGGCCUGGGAGAGAAUCAGCUUCAAAUUGCCACUCUUACUUAAAACUCACUGCUGUGGCCGGAAGUCACUUUUCCCCAGCCUAACCCACCUCACAGGGCUUGUUGUGAGAGUUAAAGUGAGGGCAGGGGAGAAGGACCAUGUAGAUUGACUUGAGUUCCUUGCAGACAGGUGAGACAAAAAUGGAAAGAUGGGUGGGUGGAUAACGCUAGGAUAGAAGUCUUUGUUUCAUAACUCCAUCUUGCUGGACAUGAAGUCCCAUGGAUUUCUGAAAGCCUACAUUUGCACUGCUUGCAAACAUGUGAGUUCAUUAGCUAUUUUCUCAUAUGCAUUUUGGGAGCUGUAGCUGUUUGGUAGGGGACACGGGUGGCGCUGUGGGUUAAACCACAGAGCCUAGGACUUGCUGAUCAGAAGGUCAGCGGUUCGCAUCCCCACAACGGGGUGAGCUCCCGUUGCUCAGUCCCUGCUCCUGCCAACCUAGCAGUUCGAAAGCACGUCAAAGUGCAAGUAGAUAAAUAGGUACCACUCCAGUGGGAAGGUAAAUGGUGUUUCCGGGCGCUGCUCUGGUUCGCCAGAAGCGGCUUAGUCAUGCUGGCCACAUGACCCAGAAGCUGUACGCUGGCUCCCUUGGCCUGUAAAGCAAGAUGAGCGCCACAACCCCAGAGUCGGCCACAACUAGACCUAAUGGUCAGGGUUCCCUUUACCUUUACCUUAGCUGUUUGGUGCAGUAGGUACCAGCACAUGGUACCUUUGGAUAUUCUAAUACAGACAACAUCUGGUUUUGUUGUGCCAUCAGGAAAGUAUUAGGUGCAAUCCUAUCCAUGUAGAAAAUGCUGAGCUUAUUUGGCUCAACAUAUUUGUGUGAGAAGACAUUCUCUGCUAUGAACUUUAACAAGAACAGUGUGAGGACAAGACUAAAUGACUGUCACCUGUGUGGCAUUUUGCAGAUCAAAACCACUGCCUUUGAACCAGACCUAGCCUAUGUCCAGAUCUCAGUUUCACCCUUCACAUUAGUGCAGGCAAGUUUUGUUUUUCCAAUUGAGAUGAAUACAUUGUAAAAUCUCAGUUAAUGUCAGUUGGUCUAAAUCAGGUAUAAAUAUAUUUGGACACAACAUGUAUACCUGGUGUUAUGCUCCUGUUCAUAUUUUUUGAACUUAAAAGUUGACAGGCAACCUUUAUUACCAAUAAUAUGUAAUGUACUUUACAAUGUUUCUGAUAUAUUUCAGCUUCCUGUGUUCCCCCCGCCAUCAGAUAUGAAAGGCAGAGUGAUUUAACACCUGUUUAGAUUUGCCAUCCAUGUGACGAAAUGAAAAGUAUGCCAUUUGCAAUAAACUUUGCAUAAGUACUCAGUGAUACGCAGUACCAGCACCUUUCCACCCCAAAUGUUAAAAGUGUGGCACUUACAGUAACAACUUCUUGGUGAAUACUUGAAGGGGUUUUUUUUAAAAAGAAAAGAAAGAAGAGCGAGCUCUGAAUAGGGCUGUUCACCAGCCACAAGCUUUGGUUCGCACCCCAAUUUAACUUUGGAAAAGAUCAUGGUUUGGUGCAGAAAGUUUUAUGAGACUGCUACGAUUUUAUGAGUAUAUCUUUGCUGCCAAAACUAACCCAAAUGCCCUUUUGCCCACCCCAGGGUAAAAUUCUGCGUCAUUUGGAGUUCCUGAACAAACAGAAAGGAGAAAUUCAGUCUUCUAAACUGACGGUGGAAACAGAAAGCCAGAAUCUGCUGGUAGGUGCAAACAUUCUUGCCUCUCUAGGAUGGUUAUACUUGACAGAGUGAGGCCUUAAUUCUGUGGUGGAGCCUAUGCUUCACUUGCACAGUGUCCCAGAUUUGAUCACUGGCAUUAUCAAUUAAAUGGAUAUUGGGUGGUAGAGUUAGGAAAGGUCUCUGCUUCAGACCUUGAAGAGCAGCUGCCUGCAAGGCUAGACAACAUUCAGCAGGAUCGGCUAAAAUUGGUAGGGUUGUCUAGGGGCGAAUGUAGUCCUUGAGUCCAAAAAUGCCAGCCAUUUGGGCUGGGGUAUAAAUAAUAAAUUAUUAUUAUUAUUAUUAUUAUUAUUAUUAUUAUUAUUAUUGCCAUGCCAGCAUCAUCAUCAUCAUCAUAUUUAUACUCCACCCAUCUGGCUGGGUUUCCCCAGCCACUCUGGGCGGCUCCCAACAGAAUUAAUGAUAAUAAUAAAAAAGCGAUAAAACAUCAAACAUUAAAAACUUCCUUAAACAGAGCUGCCUUCAGAUGUCUUCUAAAAGUCAGAUAGUUGUUUAUUUCCUUGACAUCUGAUGGGAGGGUGUUCCACAGGGCGGGCGCCGCUACCGAGAAGGCCCUCUGCCUGGUUCCCUGUAACUUGGCUUCUCGCAGCGAGGGAACCGCCAGAAGGCCCUUGGAGCUGGACCUCGGUGUCCGGGCAGAACGAUGGGGGUGGAGACGCUCCUUCAGGUAUACUGGGCCGAGGCCGUUUAGGGCUUUAAAGGUCAGCACCAACACUUUGAAUUGUGCUCAGAAAUGUACUGGGAGCCAACGUAGGUCUUUCAAGACUGGUGUUAUAAUAAUAAUAAUAAUAAUAAUAAUAAUAAUAAUAAUAAUAAUAAUUUAUUAUUUAUACCCCACCCAUCUGGCUGAGUUUCCCCAGCCACUCUGGGCGGCUCCCAAUCAGUGUUAAAAACAGUUAUGCGGUCUCGGCGGCUGCUCCCAGUCAUCAGUCUAUCUGCCGCAUUCUGGAUUAGUAGCAGUUUCCAGGUCACCUUGAAAGGUAGCCCCAUGUAGAGCGCAUUGCAAUAGUCCAAGCGGGAGAUAACCAGAGCAUGCACCACUCUGGCAAGACAGUCCGCGGGCAGGUAGGGUCUCAGCCUGUGUACCAGAUGGAGCUGGUAGACAGCUGCCCUGGACACAAAAUGACUCCCAGGCUGUGCACCUGGUAUUUUAAAGAACGAAGUGACCCCACAAAGCUAGUCCUCCUUCUUCUCGUCACUUCCUCACGGCCCUACUAUUAGGCAGGGUGAGGUGGCCAAGGCAGGAUGAAGAUGCCAGGGAACAGAGAGCAGCAGCAGCAGCAGCAGCUAAUAGAUCAGUAGGUGAGCAGAAGGAAAAUAUUGAGGACUGAGCAAGCAAAGAAGUCGUGUCCUGCUAAGCUAGCCUGCCUGCUGCCCUCGGCUGUGACUGAACUUCUGAAGUAAACAUCAGCUGCCCUGCCAGUCAGCUUGUGCACAUGGAAUUAAAAGGACAUCUAAACGUCUUUUUCUGGCCAUGACUCUCUCCUUGCAGAAGCAGACAGCCACGGAGAGGCAGAAAAUCAUGGCUGAUUUCCAGCAAUUGCACCAGUUUCUGGAAGAACAAGAGUGCCUUCUGCUGACGCAGUUAAAGGAACUGGACGAUGGGAUUAAAAACUGUAGGAAUCUAUAUAUUGCCAGACUCUGUGAGGAAAUUGCCUCCCUUAACAACCUAAUCAGGCAGCUGGAGGAGAAACAGAAGCAGCCAGUGACUGAAUUCUUGCAGGUGAGCAAUGGUGGAACAAAACUGUCCAGGUUGUCCUCUGGGGAAGGGCUGUACCACCCCACACUCUGUUCAUUGGUCUAUAGAAGUAUUUACAGUAGGUGUGUGCACCUCAAUAUUUGGUUGAUAUGUAAAGCAAAGGGGAAAGUAAUAAACUGCUGCAGGGAACUGGCUUGGUCAAAGAAAGCUUGACAAAAACAAGGAGUCCAUUUAAUGUCCCUUCAAGUUGCAUCUUGUUGGUGUCUCCUUACAUCUGUCAGUGUCAAGACCCUGUCCUGGCAUCCCUUCUACCUGCGAACAGGUACCUAAAGUCAGCCUAAUUGUCAAAUCAAAAAUACCUGUGUGUGUGCACAGCUCAAUCCUAGGGAGAAAAUGGAAUCCCUUUUAUUUUUCAUUUUCCCAAAAUCAACUUUAAAGACUCAUAACACCAACCCCUAGAACUAUUUGUCCCCUUCCUUCCUUCCUUCCUUCCUUCCUUCCUUCCUUCUUUUACUCCAGUUACACUUGUCUCUCAUGUUUUCCUACUUUCAGACUGAUUGUCCAUAAAACACUACGGGAAGUUAAGUGAUUCCUUUUUUACCUACUCCAGAACUGUAAAUUCUACCUUAGUGGGAGAACUGUUGCAGUUAUCACUCAUUCCCUCUGAAGAAGCAACAAUGGGCACUAAUUUCAUCCAUUUUUUAUUACAGGUUAUAGAGGUUUCCUUAAAAAGAGAGAAAGGGAGCCAAAUCUGCCCAAUGGGACGCCCCCUGAAUUUAUUUGCCUGUAAUUUGCAAGGUUUAAGCUACUCUGGAGGGACAAAGAGGCUUGCAAAUUUCAUCCACUUCUGUCAAACAGAAACAAAGUUAGAGCCAUAAUAUGGACCAUUUGUGCUGGUGGAGCUUAAUUUUUGACAAAGUAGAAUUGGAUCUGGACCCUUUGUUGCACUGGGCAGAGUACGAAGUACUUCAGGGUGAAAGAAAUCAAUAUUUUAAAGCAGGGUUGCCAAACCACACAUGACCUUGUAACUUACAAGCAGAUGGAAACCUGUAGCAUUUAAAGGAGGCAAGGAGGCAUGUGGAAGAGAAAGCCUGCGGAGGAUGGGUGGGGCCCCACUCCAGCCUGCUCCCCCUUAAGGCUCUAACAUGGCAAGGGCUGAGAGCAGCUUCUCAUGCCUGCCUUGCUCAGUGGGGCCCGUGGUCCCUGGACUAGCCCGUUGUCUCUGCAGAAAACAUUGUGUUAUACAUAGAAAGAUACAGUAUGUCCCCUCUGUGAACUGAUGUGUGGUGCAAAGGACUGAAUUUCCCCAGACCGUGGGGACCCCUGAGAAAUUAAUAAUUAUAAUUUGGACUAUAAUUUGGUCUUUUUUAUUUUAGUUUUUUUAUUUUAAUUGGAGUAUUAUGAUUGGAUAUAUUAACUGGAUGUUUUUUAUUGGAAAAUCAAUAAAAAUGAUUUUUUUAAAAAAGAAGGACUGAAUUUCUCUCAUUCUGUCUCUUCCAUCUAGAAUAUGAGAAGCAUCCUGGAAAGGUAUGUGGCUUUGUUAUAGUGGGCUGGUACUGAUUUCCUUCCUCUGUGGUAAGGGAGAAAUUGAUUUGGUCUAUGUGAGCCAAUGUAAUUCACAGUUUACAGACCAAUAAGCAGAUCAGAAAACAGUUACCCAUCUGAUUGCACACUUAUACAAAUGUUGUGAUGCGUUUUUUAUCCAAACUGCGUAUCUCGUGUGGGGAAAUGUACAAAAAGCGUAUUGGGGGAUACCUAGAACAGCAUACAAAAAUGAAUAGAAUUUUGGUGUGUAUGUGUGUGUGUUAUGCAUAUAAAAUGCAUAUUUUAGGAAGGAGUGAUGAUAUUUUUUCCAUCUACUGUAUACUUCAUAUCAUAGCAGAGAUGGUGGUGGUGGUGGAUUAUUAGAUUUCUUACUUGCCCUCCACUGUCAGGUUCCAGGGCAAUUUAUGGAUUAAAAUACAAUAUUAAAAAUAGUUAAAACAAAUUACAAUCCAAGAAAACUGGGCAGGUCCUAAAAUACAUCUCCUAGAUGACAAAGGCCAGAGUAAAGAGAUGCGCUUAUUAGUUACUUGUGUGCAUUAUCUGCAAACAUAAUUUGUUGGAGUAAAUAUUCAGUAAGGCUCUGCUCCAGAUUCACCCAGAUCCUCAACUAAAUUGGGCCGAUUUAUACCCUGUUCUGACCAGGUAGAAGCACAACUUUGUCACAAGUUAAUCAGGCACUUCUGACCUAGCAGUAAUUUUAAACAUGGUACGGUAUGCAACGUGUGUCAAAAUUUCAGGCAGAUUGUUUAAAGUAUUUCUGCAUCUUAACGGUAAAGUUUAUUUUUUAAAAAAAUAAAAGAGAGGUAAGAUAGAUUAUGGAUUGAUCUUUUAUAUGUAAAUUUUAUAUGAAAAAUGUUUAUGUAAAUUUACAUUCCCCCCCCCCCCCGCAUUAUACUUCACUUCCCAGUUUGUCAUAGGUCUUUGUAAUGGGCACAGGGCAGACAAUACCAUUCGCUGCUGUCACAGGGCUCAUCCAUACUUCAGCUUUUCCUGUGAUUUCUAGAAAGAGGCUUUUAUUUUGUCCCACCGCUUUUCCUGGGAUAACCUGCUGCUUACCACUGAAAUGGAAGAAACAUAAAUCCGCAGAAAACCCAAUAAAUGUUUGGUUCUAUUUCGCUGUUAACCCACAGAAAACUCGACUGACCUUUGUUCCGAUUCAGUGGUAAACAGUGGGGACUUUCGUGGGGAAACCAGGGGGAAUGAAAGAAAAACCUAUCAUGGCUGAGCCCUUGGUAUCUUCCUGCUGUUCCCACUUUUCUCCUUCAUUCUGACGACUGAAUUAAAAAUGACUUGAGAAUGACCUGAUGGAUCACAAUAAACCUCACUUGCUUCUUCCUAGGUGUAAUGAAAAUGAAAAUAAAACCAUAGAUGCAAUAGCUUUCCCUCCUGGAUUAAAACAGCAAAUAGAUAAAUUCUCUAAAAUGCAUCCUUUUUUGGAGAAGGAGACCAAGAAAUUUAAAGGUAACUGAGAUCAUUGUAUGAUGUUUUAUAUGUGAGAUAGAUGAUGAUGAUAGAUAGAUGAUAGAUAUUGUUGCAUGCCAUUCCCAUUCCCAAAUGAUGAAUAUUCCAGGGGUUCCCCCAGGGUUCAAGUUUCCUAUUGGCAAAUGAGGCACAGCAGAGACUGUGGUGUCUUUAGGAUAUAUGGUUUAUUUACACAUAUAUGCAAUCUGAGCCUACAAUGGAGGGGUUCACAGGCACCCCAAGAGAGUCUUGUUUCUCUCAUAGCCCCAGCCUUGCAUUCAAAACAGGAACCCACCAUUGUGCUCUGAUUCUCAUUCUGUCUUGCUGUCUUUUACAGCCUGUCACAUCCAUAAACUCUGCUCUACUUCAAAACUCUGGUUUUGUCUUCUAACUCUCUCAGAGCUGGGGGAGGCAACUCUUCUCUGUGCCCCCCACCCUGAACAUGCUUUCAUAACACUUAAUGCUAAUGCUGGAAGAGGGAGGAAGAUGGAGAACUAUGGCUAAAUUUUAGAUUUAGACACGAACACUCUUGCAAACAUUCUAAAUCAAAAGCAAUGCCCUUGGAGCCACGUACGAGUAUUGACUUUUUCCUCAUUUCACUUUUUUUCCUCAGACGUUGUGCUCUCUGGACCUCAAGACGAAAUAGGUACAUUUCCAGGUUUGGCAGAUCUUUAAACAAUUUUUGCAGAUGGGAUAUGGGAGGGUUUUGCACUUCAAUCUCCCAGCAGCACAAGAUUGCUGGGGUCCCAAGCUGCAUCCCCUGGGUUCAUAUUUCCUUUUGGGAAAUGAGAGACAGCAGAGACUGUGGUGUCUUUAGGAUAUAUGGUUUAUUCCCACAUAUAUAGAAUCUGAGCCUACGAUGGAGGGGUUCACAACACGGACACCCCAAGAGAGUCAUGUUUCUCCCAUAGCCCCAGCCUUGCAUUCAAAGCAGGAAUCAGCCCUUGUGCUCUGAGCCAGUGUGGUGUAGUGGUUAAGAGCGAUGGGUUCGCUUCCCCGCUCCUCCACAUGCAGCUGCUGGGUGACCUUGGGCCAGUCACACUUCUCUGAAGUCUCUCAGCCCCACUCACCUCACAGAGUGUUUGUUGUGGGGGAGGAAGGGAAAGGAGAAUGUGAGCCGCUUUGAGACUCCUUCGGGUAGUGAUAAAGCGGGGUAUCAAAUCCAAACUCUUCUUCUUCUUUUUCUGGCCUGCUGCCUUUUACAGCCUGUCACAUCCCUAACCUCUACUUCAAAACUCUGGUUUUGUCUCUGGUUAACUCUCUCAGAGCCGGGGGAGGGGGCCAUUAGUGUACCCCAUUAUUGGCGCUGUCUGCAGAAGGAAGCUCUAAAUCACAUCAGGAUCCUACAUGAGAUUCUAAUGUGAUUGGGGGCAGGGUAUAGAAUGCUGGAAGGAAAGAGCCGUGUAUGGAAAUUUAAAUUUUCACACGUAUAAUUUCCUGUUAGAUAUCUGAUAUCUUGACAUUUGAGGGUUCUGUAUGAGGGUCAUUUUAAAAUUCUGAGUGACCUUUGGCAUUGAUUGCAACUCUUCUCUGAGUACCCCACCCCCCAACAUGCUAGCAUAACACCUAAUGCUAAUGCCGGAAGAGAGUGGAAGAGGGAGUAAAAGGUAAAGGGACCCCUGACCAUUAGGUCCAGUCAUGACUGACUCUGGGGUUGCAGCGCUCAUCUCGCUUUUUUGGCCAAGGGAGCUUCUGGGUCAUGUAGCCAGCAUGACUAAGCCACUUCUGGCGAACCAGAGCAGCGCACAGAAACGCCUUUUACCUUCCCGCUGAAGCGGUACCUAUUUAUCUACUUGCACUUUGACGUGCUUUCGAAUUGCUAGCUUGGCAGGAGCAGGUACAGAGCAACGGGAGCUCACCCCGUCACGGGGAUUCGAACUGCCAACCUUCUGAUCAGCAAGUCCUAGGCUCUGUGGUUUAACCCACAGCGCCACCCACGUCCCUUGAAAGUACUAUAGUUAAAUUUUAGAUUUUGGCAUGAACACACUUCCAAGCUCUCUAAAUCUAAAGCAUUGCCCUUGGAGCCAUGUUUGAGUAUUGACUUUUUCCUCAUUUCGCUUUCCUCCCUUAGACGUUGUGCUCUCUGGGCCUCAAGAAAAGAAAGAGACAGCUGUACCCCAAGCAGCACAAGGUUUCUGGAUUCCCAAGCUGCCUCCCCUGGGUUCGUAUUUCCUUUUGGAAAAUGAGGCACAGCAGAGACUGUGGUGUCUUUAGGAUAUAUGGUUUAUUUACACAUAUAGGCACUCUGAGCCUACAAUGGAGGGAUUCACAGGCACCCCAAGAGAGUCUUGUUUCUCCCAUAGCCCCAGCCUUGCAUUCAAAACAGGAAUCAACCCUCGUGCUCUGUUAUCUUUCUGUCUUGCUGCCUUUUACAGCCUGUCACAUCCCUAAACUCUACUCCAAAACUCUGGUUUUGUCUUCUAACUCUCUCAGAGCUGGGGGAGGCAACUCUUCUCUGUGCCCCCCACCCCAAACAUGCUUUCAUAACACUUAAUGCUAAUGCUGGAAGAGGGAGAAAGAUGGAGUACUGUGGCUAAAUUUUAGAUUUAGGCCUGAACACACUUGCAAACAUUCUAAAUCUAAAGCAUUGCCCUUGAAGCCCAGUACGAGUAUUGACUUUUUCCUCAUUUCACUUUUUUCCUCAGAUGCUGUAUUCUCUGGCCUUCAAGGAAAGACAGGUACAUUUCCAGGUUUGGCAGAUUUUUAAACAAUUUUUGCAGAUGAGAUAUGGGAGCGUUUUGGACUUCAAUCUCCCAGUAGCACAAGAUUGCUGGGGUCCCAAACUGCAUCUCCAGAGUUCGUAUUUCCUUUUGGGAAAUGAGAGACAGCAGAGACUGUGGUGUCUUUAGGAUAUAUGGUUUACUUACACAUAUAUGCAAUGUGAGCCUACGAUGGAGGGGUUCACAGACACCCCAAGAGAGUCUUGUUUCUCCCAUAGCCACAGUCUGGCAUUCAAAACAGGAAUCAAACAUUGUGCUCUCAUGCUCUUUCCAUCUUCAGGCCUUUUACAGCCUGUCACAUCCCUAAACUUUACUUCAAAACUCUGAUUUUGUCUUCCAACUAUAUCAGAGCUGGGGAACGGGCCCUCCAAAGAGCUGUCUGGCACAGAGCCCCCUCUCUGUCUUUCUUGAUGGCCCAACUCCUUUCCUUUGCUCUUGGUUAAUGGCCCAGACUAACUGUGUACAUGGGACUAACUCUCCUGGCUACUACACAUUGAUGCCGCUUGCCCUCCUUUCGCUUGGCUCCCUUCUCCUGUCUGCUUUAGGACAAACAGAUGAAUACUACUUCCUACUGCGGGCAGAUUUGAGGGUAAACCAUACACAGCACGGGUCUGCCCCUGUGGCUCGUUGGAAGUUGAAACUACCUCACAUGUAUUAUUACGUUGUCGUCUUUAUGAGGAUAUACGUUUGACUUUUAUUACACCUGUUUUACAAAAGUCCAGGAAAGAAUCGGAACACCAUGGUUUAAAACCACUGCUAGAGGACAAGAAUCCCAAGACUACAUUAAAUGUAGCCAAAUUCUGUGCGGCUGCAAUUAAUCGCAGGAAGCAAGUGGUAUCCCAUAAUGACCAAACCCCUAAAUGUUAAUUACAGGGGGCACGCUAAUAAUUAAUUUUAAUUUUUUAUAUUUAAAUGCUUGUUACACUCAUAUUGUCCUCUGUAUUUUUGAUAUUUUUUUUUUUAAUGAUCUGUGAUAUUGUGUGUGUUGUCGCUGGUCUGUGACCGUAUUAAUAAAUUCAUUCAUUCAUUCAUACUUCCUACUGCAAUCUGGUGAAUGAGAGGACAGGGAAGCAAGCAAGAAUAGCUGGAGCUACUGGCUCUGCAUUGAAAGGAAGUUCUGAAGUGGACCAUUGCUUGCUCUGAAGCUGGUUUAGACUCGUCAAAUACAAAUGUGGAGGGACGACUGUGGCUCUCUUGUGCUGUUCACUUCUCCCGCAUGCUUAGAACCACACGAGGGAGAUCAGAGAUAUGUGCACUAGCUCUGUCCCCUCUAGUGUACCCCAUUAUUGGCGCUGACCACAGAAGGGAGCUCUAAAUCACAUGAAGAUCCUACAUGAGAUUCUAAUGUGAUUGGGGGCAGGGAAUAGAAUGCCGGAAGGAAAGAGCAGUGUAUGGAAAUUUUAAUUUUCACAUGUAGAAUUUCCUGUUAGAUAUCUGAUAUCUUGACAUUUGAGGGUUCUAUGUGAGGGUCAGUUUAAAAUUCUGAGUGACCUUGCGGUCUUUGGCAUUGAUUGCAACUCUUCUCUGAGUGCCCCCCAAAACAUGUUUUCAUAACACUUUAUACCAACGCUAGAAGAGGGCAAAAGAUGGAGUUGUUGUUGUUUAGUCGUUUAGUCGUGUCCCACUCUUCGUGACCCCAUGGACCAGAGCACGCCAGGCACUCCUGUCUUCCACUGCCUCACGCCGUUUGGUCAAACUCAUGCUGGUAGCUUCGAGAACACUGUCCAACCAUCUCGUCCUCUGUCGUCCCCUUCUCCUUGUGCCCUCCAUCUUUCCCAACAUCAGGGUCUUCUCUUCUCAUGAGGUGGCCAAAGUAUUGGAGCCUCAGCUUCAGGAUCUGUCCUUCCAGUGAGCACUCAGGGCUGAUUUCCUUCAGAAUGGAUUGGUUUGAUCUUCUUGCAGUCCAUGGGACUCUCAAGAAAAGAAAAGACUCUCAAAAAAGAUGGAGUAAUAUGGCUAAAUUUUAGAUUUUGGCAUAAACAUACUUGCAAACAUUCUAAAUCUAAAGCAUUGCCCUUGGAAUCAAGUAUGAGUAUUGACUUUUUCCUCAUUUGACUUUUUUCCCCCUUAGGUGCUGUGCUCUCUGGACUUCAUAAAAAGGAAGACAGGACUGUACCCCAACUCAAUCUCCAAGCAGCACAAAAUUCCAGGGCUCCCAAGCGGUUUUCCCAGGUUUCGUAUUUCCUUUUGGGAAAUGAGAUACAGCAGAGAACUGUGGUGUCUUUGCGAUAUAUGGUUUAUUUACACAUAUAUACAAUCUGAGUCUACGAUGGAGGGGUUCACAACACAGACACCCCAAGAGAGUCUUGUUUCUCCCAUAGCCACAGUCUUGGAUUCAAAGCAGGAAUCAACCAUCGUGCUCUGAUUCUCUAUCCAACUUGCUGCUUUUUACAGCCUGUCACAUCCCUAAACUCUACUCCAAAACUCUGGCUUUGUCUUUUAACUAUUUCAGAGCUGGAGGACUGGGAAGCAAGCAAGAGUAGUUGAAGCUUGACAUUUGAGAGUUCUUUUUUCUAUUUAGAAUUCUGAGUAAUCUUCAUUACUUGGCACUGAUUUCUCUGAACCCCACCCCCCUCAAUGUUUUCAUAAAAUGUAAUGAUAAUGCUGGAAUGCUGUGGCUUGCUGAAGUCAGCUGGGAGUUCACCACACCUCAACUGGUGUGUGUUAUGAGCACAGAAGCGGAGUCAUCAGAGAUUUCCUUCUCCCAACUGAACAGCAUCUUCCAGAUUCCCAGUUAAAGGGGAAACUCCUCACACACAGUUCAAAGUAACCAAGUGUUUAAUGUCUCCAGACACAAACACAAUUCUGCUGGUCUUUAAAGUAAAGAUACGUAUGAGCAGAUCCAUUGACACUCAUCACCAUGCUAGCUAAUGCUUCUGUAUAAAACCCACGGCCUCUUUCCCUGAGUCCUACAGAGUCAGACCCUGACAGCAAAUGGGACAGGGCACAGACAAGACAGACAGGAUGAAAGCAAUGCCCUAGAGGCUACUAUUUCUGUCUCUACAUGUAGGCACAUUUCCUGGACCAAUGGGAGGGUGAAUGACUCCACAAGUCGCACACUAGACCUUUCUGGUCCUGCUAUGGCAACCCAGUGCACCCGGCACCCUUAUCUCAGAACAUCCAGACGUGGGAAAUGUGCUCCUCAAGGCACGAGCCCAAGCACUGUGCAAUUUCACCCAUUGUUCACAUUACACCAACACAGAAGAGGGCAAACGAUCAUAUACGAUGGCUAAAUUUUAGAUUCUGGCGUGAACACACUUCCAAGCACUCUGAAUCUAAAUCAUUACCUUGGAAGUAUGAGUAUUGACUUCUUCUUCAUAUCACUGUUUUUCCUUAGAUGUUUCGUUCUCCUGACCUCAAGAUAAGAAAGACAAAUUCCACCAAAAAUCCACAGAAGCCCUGGUGA
Podarcis lilfordi (Lilford's wall lizard) is the source of this 14883-nucleotide messenger RNA. Lineage: Eukaryota; Metazoa; Chordata; Lepidosauria; Squamata; Lacertidae. The record is from the annotation of a GenBank genome assembly.